AUGUCUUUCACAAGUCAUGAUAACGCAAACGAUAUUUCAAUUUUUAACGCAGAAUCAAUGUUACCAAAGAGGAUUAAUGACCCCAUUCAUGGAUUAAUGGAGUUCGAUGAUUGGAUGUUCGGUAUUAUCGACACUCCGCAUUUUCAACGGUUACGUAAUAUCAAACAAUUAGGAACUACUUAUUACGUGUUUCCUGGUGCCUGCCACAAUAGGUUCGAACAUUGUUUAGGUACCGCUUACCUUGCCAACUCCCUGGUGAAAAGGAUCCAAGAUACGCAACCUAAUUACAAAGUCGAGAAAGAUUUAGAAUGUGUGACAGUAGCUGCCUUGUGUCAUGAUCUAGGACAUGGGCCAUUUAGUCACACGUUUGAUAAUACAUUCAUUCCACAAACGAGACCAGAUAUAAAGUGGAGACAUGAAGAUGCCUCCCUAAUGAUGUUUGAUCAUCUUUGGGAAAAUCAUCACGAUACCAUCGAUUUUAGUACAGAUGAUGUCAAAUUUAUUAAAUCUUUAAUUACUGGAGAUAUUUGUUCAGGUCGAUCUCGGUAUCUAUUCGAUAUAGUAGCUAAUAAAACGAACUCGAUCGAUGUCGAUAAAUUUGAUUAUCUGAAUCGAGAUUGUUACUAUCUCGGGAUGAAAUCUGUAUUCGAUUUCUCAAGACUCAUGAGAUAUUCACGUGUAAUCGAUAAUCAAAUCACGUAUUAUUUUAAGGAGAGUUAUAGUAUUUACGAAUUGUUCCAUACGCGGUAUUCUUUAUACAAAAAGGUUUAUUAUCAUCGCGUUGGCAAAGCCAUAGAAUAUAUGUUAUGUGAUGCUAUGGCUGAAGCAGAUCCAAUUCUCGGAAUAUCAAAAGCUAUCGACGAUCCAGAAAAAUAUCUGCAAUUGAAUGAUACUAUUUUAAAUGAAAUAGAAUUUUCGAAAGAUCCAAUGUUGAAAAAGUCUCGAGAUUUAAUCAAAAGGAUUCGAACUAGAGAUCUUUAUAAAUUCGUUGACGAAUUUAUUAUCCCGUUAGAGUUGAAAGAUCACCUGACCGAGAAAAAAAUAAACUCUCGAGAAAUCAUUGCGCAUCAAUCAGACAAUGAUAGACUUGGAGAAGAUGAUGUAAUCGUAAACCGAAUCAAAUUGAGUUAUGCUAAGAAAAAUGAGAAUCCAGUUGAUUAUGUUAAAUUUUACAAUCAAUAUGACAUCGAUAAAGCUUUCAAUUUGGAAAAGUCACAAGUGAGUUAUCUCAUUCCGGAGCAAUACGAAGAAACUAUUAUUCGAAUUUUUACUAGGGAUUGCUCAAAAAUGAAACCAGUUCAAGAUUGUUUUCGAAAAUUAUUGAAAACUUUCACUACAGAGCCUGACGAUCCUAAUUCUAGUGGAAGUGUAGGUUAUACAUUACCUGAGGAAUAUAUUUCUCCUCCUAAAAAACGUCAAAAGCAUCGAGCUAGUAGACGUUGA
Funneliformis geosporum is the source of this 1443-nucleotide messenger RNA. The record is from the annotation of a GenBank genome assembly. NCBI's taxonomy places the organism in Eukaryota, Fungi, Glomeromycota, Glomeromycetes, Glomerales, Glomeraceae.